Messenger RNA from Etheostoma cragini (Arkansas darter), 2814 nucleotides. Its product is annotated as isocitrate dehydrogenase [NADP], mitochondrial-like. Gene Ontology annotation, molecular function: isocitrate dehydrogenase (NADP+) activity; magnesium ion binding; NAD binding. The transcript is spliced from 15 exons. The record is from RefSeq and is a predicted model, not a curated record. Gene Ontology annotation, cellular component: mitochondrion. Bases 198 to 2390 code for a protein of 730 amino acids. Lineage: Eukaryota; Metazoa; Chordata; Actinopteri; Perciformes; Percidae. Gene Ontology annotation, biological process: isocitrate metabolic process.
AUUGGUUGUUUCAUAUGUAGAUGCUAGUGUGUCUGGUUUGACCUUAUUUCACGUUUGAGAACAUUUGUCUAAUUUUCAAGCAAAAAAAAUAAACAAACCUGCCCCGGAAGUACUCGUGUGUUUGUGCCACGUCAGAGCUACAAAACUAUUACCAUUCAUGUUACACUCUGCAGCUUUUUGCAAUUUCUUCUCUCAACAUGCUGUUCCUGGGACUGGGCUGUUUGCUGCUUCAUGUGUCUGUGGCGUUUGGAACUGAGCUCACGUUUGAGCUCCCUGACAACGAUAAGCAGUGUUUCUACGAAGAACUAGAGAAAGACGUGAAGUUUGAAAUAGACUUCCAAGUUAUUGCGGGAGGCAACUAUGAUGUAGACUGCUUUGUCACUGAUCCUCUAUACAAUGUCUUGUAUAAUGAGCAGAGGAAGCAGUAUGACAGCUUCUCUCACACCACAGCUAUGGCAGGAGUCUACAAGGUCUGCUUUAGCAAUGGCUUCUCCACUUUUACACACAAAACGGUGUACAUGGACUUCCGCCAUGGAGACGAGGAACCUCUCAUGCAGACCAUGACUGGAAGUACAGCACUGACUCAAUUGGAGUCAUCUUGCGUCUCUAUUCAUGAGAUCCUGAAGGUGGUGGCUGACUCGCAGACAUGGUACAGGCUAAGAGAGGCGCACGACCGCACAAAAGCCGAGCAUCUCCUCGAGCGGGUGACCUACUGGUCCGUUGGAGAAACCGUCCUGCUGUUUGUUAUUGGCAUCGGUCAGGUCAUGUUGCUCAAGAGCUUCUUCAGUGAGAAGAAAGGCUCUGUGGCAGCCGCCACUAGAGGAAAUAAGAGACUGCCACCUGGACAGACUGGUGUGGGAAAAGGAAAGAGGAAGAAGGUGUUCACUGACGCCUACAAUACGUCCUGCGUCACCAGUUUACCGGGCGCCACGCAUAGGUAUAGACAUCUAUUGCUCUACCUGUCUGUUGUCCAUUCAUUAGAAAAAGGGCCAUUGUGUUGUCCGGGAGGUGAGCGGUUCCUAGUAAACAUGGCGGGUAGCUUAAAAGCUCUAACGGCCGUGUCAAGAAGUACAGCUGCUGUUCUCACGCAAAACCCCGCAGUGGUUUCACCGGCAGCCGUCUGCUACCACAGGCUGCAACAGAGGAACUAUGUCACAAAGCGCAUCAAGGUGGACAAGCCGGUGGUGGAGAUGGACGGAGAUGAGAUGACUCGAAUCAUAUGGGAGUUCAUCAAAGAGAGGCUCAUCCUGCCCAAUGUUGAUGUUGAGCUGAAGUACUUUGACCUGGGUCUGCCUUACCGUGACCAGACAGACGACCAGGUCACCAUCGACUCUGCUCUCGCAACUAAUAAAUACAAUGUGGCUGUCAAGUGUGCCACCAUCACCCCAGAUGAGGCCAGAGUUGAGGAGUUUAAGCUGAAAAAGAUGUGGAAGAGUCCUAAUGGAACCAUCAGGAACAUCUUGGGUGGCACCGUUUUCCGUGAGCCAAUCCUUUGUAAAAACAUCCCUCGUCUUGUUCCCGGUUGGAAAAAAGCCAUAACCAUUGGCAGACAUGCUUUUGGUGAUCAGUACAGGGCCACAGACUUUGUCAUUGACCAGCCUGGCAAGUUCAAGAUUGUGUUUGCCCCAGCCGAUGGAAGCAAGCAGAAGGAGUGGGAGGUGUAUGACUUUAAGGCAGGGGGCUGUGGGUUGGGAAUGUACAACACCGACGAGUCCAUCAGUGGAUUUGCACACAGCUGCUUUCAGUAUGCCAUGCGGAAAAGGUGGCCUCUGUACAUGAGCACCAAGAACACCAUCCUCAAGGCCUAUGACGGGCGCUUCAAAGAUAUUUUCCAGGACAUCUUUGAGAGGACGUACAAACCAGAGUUUGACAAGCUGAAGAUCUGGUAUGAGCACCGUCUUAUUGACGACAUGGUGGCCCAGGUACUGAAGUCUUCAGGAGGAUUUGUUUGGGCCUGCAAGAAUUACGAUGGAGAUGUGCAGUCAGACAUUCUGGCUCAGGGUUUUGGUUCUCUAGGUCUCAUGACAUCAGUGCUAGUGUGCCCUGACGGAAAGACUAUCGAGGCUGAGGCUGCCCAUGGCACCGUUACCAGACACUACCGUGAACACCAGAGGGGAAAACCAACCAGUACCAACCCCAUCGCGAGCAUCUUUGCUUGGACCAAAGGACUGGAGCACAGAGGCAAACUGGACGGAAACCUUGAUUUGAUGAAGUUCUCCCAAACGUUAGAACAAGUCUGUGUGGCAACUGUGGAAUAUGGAGUGAUGACCAAGGACCUUGCAGGCUGCAUCCAUGGCUUGGCUAACUGCAAGUUGAAUGAACAUUAUGUCAACACAUCAGACUUCCUGGAUGCUAUCAAGACCAACUUGGACAAAGCUCUGGGCAAAUGAAGAGAAAUCAGAAGAUACACUUGCCAUCGUAGAGAGAUGAGCCCAUCUUUUACCCUCAUUUGUAUGAAUCUUUGUAUUCUGAAGGAACCAAGUUUGCUAUUUUUCGUGCCAUUUUUUAAAUUUGUAUGGCUACCUGACACAUGACUGUGCUCAUGUUGCUUCUCUGCCUCUUCUGUUGCCAACGGUCCAGUUUUGUAUUGCACAACUACAUGAUUGUAUAUAAAUUAAUGUGAACGUUUUUCACUUACAAUGGCCAUGUCAAAGACAUGGCAGUCUUUUCGAUAUUAUUAGAUGACAUCUUCAGGUAAAACUAUGUACAAACAAGGACCAUAACAUGGCAUGUUUUGCACUAUAAGUAUAAAUAUAAAGAAAUAAAUAGUGAGAGUCACUCAAUAACAUGCAGUGUAUAAAGAUACCUUUUUCU